AUGAGUUCCGACACGAUCCAAACCCCGGAAUCCACCACCAGCAACAUCACAAUCCCCGAUCAAGAGAUGGCAGGCGAACCCAUAGUGAACGAUCAAGAGGACUCUCUUCAAUCUGGCGGAUCUCAAAAUAAGGAGACAAGGAGCGAUUCUGUGACUACGGAUGUUACAGUUCACACAACUGCUUCAUCGCUUCACGGUAUCCUUGCAGCUUUGAGCAUCCAACUCUCUCAGAUACCCUCGGGAGAUCAAUUGAUCAGGGUCCAAGAAUUAAUCCAGACACACCUUCCAACAACGGUUGGUAAUCCAGCAAUGCCGAUCGACGGUUGUCCUCUCCUCGAAUUGAUUCCUAUAGAGUGCCGGAAGGAAAUUUGGGAGUACCUUCUUUACAACCCACUUCUCAGCGAGAGCUAUGCGGCAGACGGUUAUGGAGUCGAAUUCGAACUUUCCCCGGCUAUUCUGAGAGUUAAUAAACAGACAUAUAAUGAGGGUAUUGAUAUUCUCUAUGGACGCAACAGAUUUCUGGUUCAGUGUAUCCCGCAAAGAUCUUUUAAUUUUGGCACUGAUUAUCUCGCUCUCUCUGCAUUGACCAGAUAUCAACUAUUCGAUCGUGUCAACACAUCUGCAGAAGAAGAUUUUAACGGCGGGUCAUGUGUAGGGAAUGGCCUUGCAUCACUCUGUCGCAACAUCUACAUGGCAAAUAUACAGUCAAUUGAUGUUUUGAUUAUUCCUCGAGGUAUUGAAAGAGACUGGGGUUCUGCCGAGACCUAUGUUGAUGAAAGUCAACUGGCUCUUACCUUCAAACCACUGGAGCGACUACGAAAUAUCCAGCAAUUUACCAUCCGUGCUGCCGAGUUUCAUGAAAUCCCUAUGGAUAGAUUGAGCGACGAGGCGGAGCUUGCGGAUGAGUUUACGCCUAUCUUGCCUGAUCCGGUUGAUGAGGACGACAUGGAAAGGUUUAAACUCCACCGCACAACGUUGAUUCAGUACCUGGAGCCUCACUACGAGGCCAUUGAAGCAGCCUCGAUUGACCUGGUUGAUUUAAUCAAAAGUGAAAAGAGACCCGAUGGGUUUUUUGAUCACGAACAAUAUUAUCGUUGUGAUUGCGUGGAUACCGCUACUGAAGCCAUGCUCUUACUCGAGGAUUAUGCGUCGAGCUUUGCGCGAAGAUUGGAACGAGGAACAAGACUCGCUAUCCGGAAGCAAAAGCUUCUUUUCGACUCUCGAUAUGAUGCUCUUCCACGAGAACAGCUGUUGAGGUCAUGCGAGAUGGCGUAUGAAAAGCAAUGGUGGAAUCGUUUCGUGGACAACUACAAGAAGGCCGUAAACGACAUGGAUACCCAGUACCUUGCCAUCAGAGAGGCACGGAGGGAGCUCUAUGCGUGGGACCUGCCGUCAACUGUCCGCGAAACAGCUUUCAUGCCAAGUGUUCUUGAUGGGAUGAUCGGCUGGGACACAUAUGAGCCGGACAUGAGAGUCAAUGAAGCAUGGAUCGAAUACCGCUCUUAUGCCCACAGUGAGUCUCCGGAAUACGAAAAUGACCACUCGAGCGACCGUGGCGACCAUGAAUGGAAUUAA
This is a messenger RNA of Botrytis porri, 1575 nucleotides long. RefSeq lists its product as uncharacterized. NCBI's taxonomy places the organism in Eukaryota, Fungi, Ascomycota, Leotiomycetes, Helotiales, Sclerotiniaceae. The record is from RefSeq and is a predicted model, not a curated record. The transcript is spliced from 3 exons. The coding region runs from base 1 to 1575 and encodes 524 amino acids.